Messenger RNA from Ciona intestinalis (vase tunicate), 3795 nucleotides. Lineage: Eukaryota; Metazoa; Chordata; Ascidiacea; Phlebobranchia; Cionidae. The record is from RefSeq and is a predicted model, not a curated record.
AUGUGGGAUUUAGGUGCUCACGGUAUCCCCCCCCCCCAAUUAUGUUUUAACAUUGCUUGUUAUACAGUGCCGGAUGCAGUUGUUGUCCAUGGUGAAUACGAAUUCACUUUCUACAACCCAAUUAAUGCAAACGAUCGUUUAAACUUCGAUGAAGCAAACCAAGUUUGUAUGGCUGGUGGCGGUAGAUUGGCUGAUAUAAAAUCAUCUGAUGUUCAAGAUAUGAUUACAAACCAACUUGGUGGUUUGGAUUUGCAUGAAGAUGGUUGGGGUGGUUGGGAUCGGGGUUAUUGGGUUGGUGGGAAGUGUGAGGGUGGUAUAUCUGAUUGGGUGUGGGGAGAUGGGACAGGCAUUUCUGUGAAUGGAAGUUCUAACGAGAACUGGUAUCAUGAUUGUGGGAGAUACGAACCACUUCAUAGCCAUCCUACAAGUCGAGUUAUUUUGUACGGGUUCGAUUCUUAUGGAAGUUGUACCAAUGUAUUGGGAACGUGGGGAGGUACUCAUGAUAAUUAUUAUAAGAAGAACUGGAUUUGUAUGAAAGACAUAGAUGACUGUGCCUCAACGCCUUGUCUUAAUGGUGGGACCUGCACAGAUGGGGUGUCUAGUUUCACUUGUGCAUGUGUUAAUGGGUAUACAGGAGCUGACUGUUCGACAAACAUAGACGACUGUGCCUCAACGCCUUGUGCUAAUGGUGGGACCUGCACAGAUGGGGUGGCUAGUUUCACUUGUGCAUGUGUUAAUGGGUAUACAGGAGCUGACUGUUCGACAAACAUAGACGACUGUGCCUCAACGCCUUGUCUUAAUGGUGGAACCUGCACAGAUGGGGUGUCUAGUUUCACUUGUGCAUGUGUUAAUGGGUAUACAGGAGCUGACUGUUCGACAAACAUAGACGACUGUGCCUCAACGCCUUGUCCUAAUGGUGGGACCUGCUCAGAUGGGGUAGCUAGUUUCACUUGUGCAUGUGUUAAUGGGUAUACAGGAGCUGACUGUUCAACAAACAUAGACGACUGUGCCUCAAUGCCUUGUCUUAAUGGUGGGACCUGCACAGAUGGGGUGGCUAGUUUCACUUGUGCAUGUGUUAAUGGGUAUACAGGAGCUGACUGUUCGACAAACAUAGACGACUGUGCCUCAAUGCCUUGUCUUAAUGGUGGGACCUGCACAGAUGGGGUGGCUAGUUUCACUUGUGCAUGUGUUAAUGGGUAUACAGGAGCUGACUGUUCGACAAACAUAGACGACUGUGCCUCAACGCCUUGUCUUAAUGGUGGGACCUGCACAGAUGGGGUGGCUAGUUUCACUUGUGCAUGUGUUAAUGGGUAUAUUGGUGAUAUAUGUGAAGCAGAUCUAUGCAAACCCAACCCAUGCAACCAUGGAACAUGUAACCACGCACCUACUGGAUAUCGAUGUAUUUGCCAAGAUGGAUAUGUUGGUGAUCAUUGUGAAACAGAUCUGUGCGAACCCAACCCAUGUAAUAACAGUGGUAGUUGUGUGAGGGCUGUUGAAAGUUUUACUUGCGAUUGUCAACCUGCUUUUACAGGACAGCUUUGUGCUGAAGCUAAAUUUGAAGAAAAUGAUUUGAAUGAAAACCUUUUUCAUAUAAAUUAUCAAGCCAGCAGUUUGUCGUCGUUUUCCAGAUCAAGCGAUCUGUGUGAAUUAAACAAACAAGCGGGGCUUGUUAUUAUAAAAGAUUUGCAAACACAACAAGUUAUUGAAAAUCAAACAAGUUCAAUGUAUAAUGGUGAAGAGGUGCAACUGUGGAUCGGAGCCAAGAAAACGAGCGAUGGUUGGUUCUGGUUGGAUGGAAGUCACAUGACCUUCCAAUACUGGAGUGAAACAGGAAGUGAUGUCAUAGGGAGUUGUUUGAAGAUGGUCAGCCAAUCAGGAAGCCAGGAAUUACGAUGGCUUCCCGGGGAUUGUGAUGAAACAAUGGGCUAUAUUUGUGAACAACCAGUAAACCUUGUUGAUCCUUGUGAAGUGAUAGAAUGUUACAACAGUGGGACGUGUACAAGUAGUGGGGCUCAUUAUCAUUGUCAAUGUGUGGAGGGAUAUGAAGGGGAGGAUUGCGCAACAAAAAUAUCAGACUCAUCUUCAACACAAUUGACCAUUAUUAUCGCGCUGAGUUGCGUUAUUGGAUUUCUAUUACUGGUUGUCAUAGCAACAGUGUUGUACUUCGUCAGGAGACAACCUGUUGUUGAUAAAACUGUUGGUCAACACCGCAAUAAAGCGUUCAAGGAUGAUGUUUUGUAUGAAUAUAUUGAAGAUGUUUAUGUCAGUUACAAUAUUGAGAAAAACAAACUUUUGGAACGAUUCGAAGAGUUGAGUUCUAACUUCAAUUUUGGGUUCAUGGCUCAAUUUGUGGAUAUGCCGAAAAAAGCAGAUUUUAAGAAAAACGUUGGCCCGAAUAAGAUUUUCAAGAUAAUGUCCGAGACAUUAGAAGGGGCGUAUGUAAAUGAGGGAAAUCCCCAGGUUUUUAUCGCGAGCCGUGUCGAUUGUUUGAAGUUGUGGGAAUCGAUUAUGAUGCAACAAUGCCGGGUGAUUGUUGGGUUUCCGGAAAAAAACGAAAAGUUUUACCCCGGAGUGAGACUUAUUGCAACCUAUGGAAGCAUCAAAGUUUUAACAGUCGAGAAAAAAUGUUUCAAAUAUUUUUCGAUCGUUGAAAUUGAGGCUUCGAACCAGACAAGUGAAUAUGAAAGUGUUUCUCGUAAGAUAAAACUGUUUCAGUUCAACAAUUGGUCUGAUUGUGACAUCAUCAAUAGUAGAUUUGUUUGGUUCUCAAACAAAGUUUUGGAAAGUUUGUCAAAACUUCCCGAUCGUUCGUCAGUCAUUGUGUACGGAAGUGACUCAGCAACUUCAUUGUUUGUCGCUUAUCAACAACUUACUCGUUGUUUAAAACGUGAAAAUCAAAUCAACAUUUUUCAACAUGUUGUUCAACUCAGAAAACUAAACGCUGCGUUCUUCGCAAAUCUGGAAUUAUACAUUCUGCUCCACCAGUUAUUAGUUGAACAACACCACCUUGGCAACACUGACCUUCAUCUAGCAGAUUCUCAGGAGGAAUCAAAAUCAACCAGGAUUCAACGAGAAUUCGAUUUUCUUCAAAAGACAGUCAAGCACGAAGUUCACGCAUCAGUGACUUUAACCGGUGGUUGUGGACCAACAACGGUUUGCCUGACUCCUGUGGAAAAAGUUGAAAACUUUUGGACAAAAGUUUUUGUUGAGAAUCCUGAUUUGAUUAUCAGUUGUGACAAAACAAAGAGUUUGAAAGAUUUUGGACUUGCUGGUAAAUUGAAACAAAUAUUGGGAGAAACAUCAUUGGAAUGGAAACCUGAUGCGAAUUUAAUAAAAAUAAGAAAGAAUAAUACCACGCGCACAGUUGCAAUAACAUUUUUGGAAACAAUGAGGAGCGCUGAAGAUUUGAUUCAAAUUUCAAAUAUUUUCCGACAAUCUUUUGAAAACCUUUCGAGGGUUGUCGUGGUAACCAGUUGGGAAAGCGUAACAAUGGUGGCAUUGUCCCAACUAAUUGAAAGAAUCGAGUCCGAAUCAAAAUUUGACAUUUUUCGCAUCGUUCGUGAUCUGAAACUGUUCAUCACAAUGGAACAAUACGAGUUACUUUACAAGUGUUUGUUACAUCACAAUCAUGAAGCGAAUCUUUAUGCCAACUCUAUUUGUUGAAGAUUUUAAUUUGUUCUAAUAUGAUGUAAUGUUCAACAUUGUCACUGUUAUUUUGACAUAAACAUCGCUGAAUAUUAUUAAUUGUUGUUCGAACCACCUAUGCUGCGCAAUAAUAUAAUUAUUUAAAGUUUA